AUGAUGCUGCUCCAGGCUAUUUCCGUUUCGCUUCCCUUCUUCCUCCUUUCCUCUGCGGUGGCAGAUCCACGGGCAUGUACCGGUGACACCAAGUCCCUGUCUCCGUCCUACUUCACCCUCAACGAGACAGACAACCGCUUUCUCCCGGCGCUGUCCAAGAUCUUCACCGCGGCCGGCAAGAAAGUGACCGUGACCCAGGUUCUUGCCGAUGCCAAUCGCGACCUGCAGAAGGGCGUCGUCACCUCGCCCAUGUCGGAGCGCUGGCUGUGGAAUAGUGGCGACGAAUCCACGACCAAAUGGAUCCCCCAGGGCAUGACUAGCUCGGGCGAUGCCCUGGGCGCCGGCACGUAUGAGGACAAGGACGUCUGGCUUGUUAGCUGGUACCAGAAGGAAGGCGGGUCCAAUGUGCGGGUGAGCUUUGUGGACCGUGCCACGCAUAAGUAUCGCCAUGUGAUGCUGGUCGAACCUAGCACCGCGGACAACUUCAAAUCGGUGCCGAUCCAUGCGGGGGGUAUCGCGUGGUAUGGGAAUACCCUCUAUGUGGUGGAUACCAACCACGGGCUGCGGGUGUUCGACAUGGAUAAUAUCUGGAAGGUGGAAUCGGGCGAUGGCAUUGGGAAGAUCAGCGGGGGCGGUUACUCGGCAGCCAACUAUGCAUAUGUGCUUCCGCAGAUGAGAGUCUACAAUUGGACCCAACUCCAGCCCGACGCCAAAUUUCGCCAUUCUUGGGUCGCUCUCGAUCGCCUGGAUUCUCCCGACACUCUGUUGGUCGGCGAGUAUCAGACCGACGAUGCCACCCUUCCCAUUCGCCUAGUCAAGUACCCCUUGGACUAUCAGACACGCCGUCUACGCAAAACCAAGUCCACGAUUGUGACUGCUUCCUGGGUAUACUGCGUCGACAUCCUCCGCAUGCAGGGCGGAUUCUCUCGAAAUGACACCUUUUACCUGGGACGGAGCAACGGUCAGAAGAACGGUGGUGAUCUUUUCACCUGGAGCCCUGGAGAAGCAGCCACGGGAUCAAGCUACUUCCCUCCGGGAAAUGAAGACCUCAGUUACAAUGAAGCAAAGAAGGAGUGGUAUACUGUGACUGAAUGGAAGGACCAGCGGUACAUUGUGGCGUACAAGAAGGAAGUUGCGUGA
Aspergillus clavatus NRRL 1 is the source of this 1140-nucleotide messenger RNA. RefSeq lists its product as uncharacterized. NCBI's taxonomy places the organism in Eukaryota, Fungi, Ascomycota, Eurotiomycetes, Eurotiales, Aspergillaceae. The transcript has 2 exons. Bases 1 to 1140 code for a protein of 379 amino acids. The record is from RefSeq and is a predicted model, not a curated record.